CCAAUCCACAACUCUUCAACAGCUUCAGCAUCUUCUUUCCCAAAAACUUCAAAAUCUUAAUCUUCAUAACUAGUUUCAAAUGGAUCAAGUUGAGGUUCCACCAUAUUUUCUCUGUCCCAUCACUCUAGAGAUUAUGAAAGAUCCGGUGACGAUCUCAUCAGGCAUAACAUAUGAUCGAGAAAGUAUUGAGAAAUGGAUGUUCUCUCGAGACAACAGCACUUGUCCGGUAACAAAACAAGUCAUUUCGGAUUCAGAAUUGACACCAAAUAUCACUGUUCGACGACUCAUUCAAUCAUGGUGUGUCCUCCAUGCGUCCCAUGGCGUCGAAAGGUACCCGACACCUAAGGCUCCUGUUAGUAAACCACAGCUCCUGAAGAUAUUCAAAGAUGCCAAAUCUCCACAAACGCAAAUGAAAUGCCUUCAAAGAUUGAAAUCCAUUGCUUUUGAGAACGAAACGAAUAAAAUAUGCAUGGAGAAAGCAGGAACGGCAGAUUUCUUAGCUUCCUUGAUUGUUAAGCAAAUCUUGGUAGAAUCUUCAAUUGAAGAAUCAGAAGAUUUAUCUGAAUUGGCAAGAAUUAGAGAUGAAGCUUUAUGCAUUCUUGUCCAUCUCCAACUAUCCGAAUCCGGCCUUAAGUCCCUCUUAAGGAACAAUGGUGAUCAAUUCAUCGAGUCCUUAAUGCAUAUAAUUCAGCGUGGGAGCUAUGAAUCUCGAGCUUAUGCUGUUAUGCUACUGAAAUCCAUGUUUGAAGUAGUUGAUGAUCCAACAGAGUUGACCAUCUUAAAACCUGAAUUCUUCAUCGAAUUAGUCCAAAUCUUGAAGGAUCAGAUUUCUCAAAAAGCCUCAAAAUCUUCUCUGAAAAUUCUUACCAUUGUCUGUCCAUGGGGAAGAAACAAGAUCAAAGCGGUGGAAGCAGGAGCAGUUUCUUCAUUAAUUGACCUUUUACUGGACACUUCAAACAAAAGGGCUUGUGAAAUGAUGCUAACGGUGUUGGAUUUUCUAUGCCAAUGCGCGGAAGGAAGAGCAGAAUUAUUAAAGCACAGUGCAGGAUUGGCCAUUGUGUCGAAGAAAAUACUUAGGGUUUCACAAGUUGCAAGUGAAAGGGGAGUUAGAAUUUUACAUUCAAUUUCGAAAUUCUCUGCAUCUCAUCGGGUUCUUCAAGAAAUGUUGCAGAUUGGUGCAGUGACAAAGCUGUGCCUUGUGCUUCAAGUUAAUUGCGGGACCAAAACAAUGAAGACAGCUGGAGCCAUACUUAAACUGCAUGCAAGAUCAUGGAAGAACUCUCCAUGUGUGCCCAUGGAGUUGCUUGAUUCUUGUCCAUCUAGAUAUAGUGACGGAAUUAGGGGAUAGAUCGAAACUAGUUGUGUGCAUAACUGAAUUUAGUUAAGAGUACAUAUACGGUAGAAUCUAACACACGGUUGAGAAAUAUAUAUAAACUUUUUGGAAAUAAUUCUUCUAUCUUCAAUUUUUUGAGUAUUGAAAAAGUAGGUGAAGCGAAGUGAUUUAUGCUAUUUUGGGAUUCGCUUGUUGCAGUCAAGGAUUUUGUUUCUGUAUUCACUGCUUUGCGAUAUACCAUUUACUGUGUAGAUUUUGUCGUCAUUGAGUAAUCAAUAAUGAAAACACUCUACUCUG
Molecule: messenger RNA, 1630 nt
Organism: Olea europaea var. sylvestris
Lineage: Eukaryota; Viridiplantae; Streptophyta; Magnoliopsida; Lamiales; Oleaceae
Product: E3 ubiquitin-protein ligase PUB23-like
Exons: 2
Coding region: 80-1348 (422 amino acids)
Biological process (GO): protein ubiquitination
Molecular function (GO): ubiquitin protein ligase activity
Source: RefSeq, a predicted model, not a curated record